UGUAUCCGAGUCCACCAUCGGAUAUGCUGUAGUCACUCGUCCCUCUUAAUGUGGAUCAUGGGAAACCAUGAAUAUCGAAUAUCCUCAAUGCCAGUUUCCAUCUCGGUCUCCUAGACACUUUUCUCGACUCUUCAUAAUUCAACACCAUACGAACAACCAACAAAGGAAUUCCACACAACGCAAAUAAUUCUGCAAACAUGUCAUUCCCCACGACCAUUAUGUCCGACGCUACAUACAGCAAGAAACUCGCUCGGUUAAGAGAUCGAUCACUAGCCCCGCGUGAAGUGCGCAGCAUCACUGCAGAACUCUCGUCAAUUCUUGCUGGAACCGCAAUUGAGCCUGCUUCACCCACAGAACAAGUCGCAGUCUUCAUCGUUCUGCGUUCGGGAAUGGCAAUGUCGGAUGCCUUCCUCAACCAAUUCCCUGAAGAUGUCAACACCGUGGUGUAUCAUUUGGGCCUUUUCAGGGAUCGCAAGACCUUGCAGCCUGUCGAAUACUACAACAAGCUCGGCCCCAAGUCACCAAAGGUCAAACACGGCUACAUCUUGGACCCCCUCAUGGCCACUGGUGGCACAGCUGAGGCUGCCAUCAGCAUCGUCAAGGACUGGGGUCUGGAGAAGAUCACAUUCGUCUCCAUUCUAGCUAGCGAGGCUGGACUGGCCAAGGUCCAGAAGGUGUGGCCAGAAGGUGUUAGAGUGGUGGUAGGCGCGGUGGACAAGGAAUUGGACAGCCACGGAUAUGUGAAGCCUGGUUUGGGGGAUAUUGGAGACCGACUGUACGGAACUCAACUGUUGUAGUCCUUUGCUUGGGUUAGAUGGUCGCCAAGCCCAGUUUAAGCUGCUGUCCAUAUAUGAAGCUCUUGAUAGUCAAUGAUAUGUUUUCGCACUACGUA
Exophiala mesophila is the source of this 892-nucleotide messenger RNA. Its product is annotated as uracil phosphoribosyltransferase. The record is from RefSeq and is a predicted model, not a curated record. Bases 198 to 797 code for a protein of 199 amino acids. NCBI's taxonomy places the organism in Eukaryota, Fungi, Ascomycota, Eurotiomycetes, Chaetothyriales, Herpotrichiellaceae. The transcript is spliced from 2 exons.